Messenger RNA from Exophiala spinifera, 1194 nucleotides. RefSeq lists its product as uncharacterized. Gene Ontology annotation, biological process: arachidonate metabolic process. The coding region runs from base 1 to 1194 and encodes 397 amino acids. The record is from RefSeq and is a predicted model, not a curated record. The transcript has 2 exons. NCBI's taxonomy places the organism in Eukaryota, Fungi, Ascomycota, Eurotiomycetes, Chaetothyriales, Herpotrichiellaceae. Gene Ontology annotation, cellular component: membrane.
AUGCUAUCCUUUGGAGGUAGCUCCCAAGCACCCGCGCCAAAAUCCGGAAGAACCGAGUCCUACAACCUGCUAUCCUUCGAUGGAGGAGGUGUCCGAGGUAUUUCGAGCGUGGUGAUACUCAAGAAACUGAUGGACCGCAUACAGGAGGUUGAGAAUGAGAGGGCUGUCUUACUGGGCAAGCAAAUCAACGAAGAAGAACGAAAGCCAGUUGACUAUUUCGACCUUGCCGCAGGAACAAGUACUGGGGGCUUGAUUGCACUGAUGUUGUUCCGUCUGGACAUGAGAUGCAGUGAUGUGAUUGCCGCGUAUCAGAAUCUAGCUAAGAAAGUCUUCAGCCCAAAACUCGGACCAAUACCUCUACACCAAUAUGGGUACGUGGGCAAGAUUGUUGGCGACGUUUGGCUUGGGCUCAAGGCUUUCUCUGGACGGUCUCAAUUCUCGCAUAAGCCACUAGAAAACGCCAUUGACAAAGUUGUCGCUACGUUUCCGCUCGAUGAUGAAGACAGAGAAUUGAAAGGAAACGCUUCGCUUCUCAAAGGGAGUCGAGGACAAAUGUUCAUGUGUGCAACCCUGGCAGACAAAGGAGAAUCGAUACUCCUGCGCAAUUAUGCACCUCCAUUCCCGCCUCUCCCGGUCUCUGCAGGAGCCCAAGACCUGAACCUAAACACAAUCACCAUCAAGGAAGCCGCACGCGCCACUUCGGCUGCUCCGACCUAUUUGAAAGAAGUCGACAUCCAGGGUCUUAAGUUCUGGGACGGUGGACUCCUCAACAACAAUCCUAUCACCCAAGUCUGGGAUAACCGGGGCGAUUUGGUGUCUGGAGAAGCCCCAAAUCCGUCAGUCAAAUGCAUCGUGAGUCUCGGUACGACACAUCCCGAGCACGAGAGGAAGAAGCGUCCUGGCACAGGAGUUUCGAGGUUCUUCAACACGGUUUCCAAGACCGUUGCAUUCGUGACCAAUACAGAGGCGAAACAUCGUGACUUUGAUCGAAACAUGCGACAACACAACAGGCGCAGGCCAAACGAUUCUACGGCUUACUUUCGCUUUGAUGCGCCGACUGGUACCAAACAGAUUGAUCUGGGAGAUUAUCUGCGGAUGCCCAAACUUGUGGAAUACACCGACGUGUAUUUGAGAAGGUUGGAGGUUGAUAAAGUGAUCACCGAGUGUGCCGAAAUACUCGCAAAGGAGACUUAA